CCUGUUGAUGCCUUCGAGUGAUUUCCAGCGCUUUCACCACAGGGCGGAGCUACAACCGUGUUUUACAAAGCAAGGUUGACGUCUGCAGACAACAAGCGCCAUCUGUUUACCUUCUCGUCCCUGCCUUAAUCAAAACGUCGAACGAUAGUGAAAUAUGGUGACGAAGAGAAUUAGGUCGGAAUACAUGAAGAAAUUUAAAGAUCCGAGAUGGGACACUUAUGCAAAAUGUUAUGAGGAUUUGCUGAAGUACAGACUGUCAAGACGGCUGUUGGAGCAGGCGCACAACCCUUGGUUUUGGGGAGAAUGGGGAAGCGAGACAGGCUCCAGUGGCAAAUCUACUCCUCUAAGUCGGAAUAAAGUCGAACCUCUGAGGCUCCAUGAUGAGAAACCAGAACGAUCUGCAUGUGUGACACCAGAACCUGCAGCUGAACCAGAACCACAGGGAGAAGUCCAGGACAGAGACGCGGCACACAGCAAGCAAGUUACCAGAGUUGCUGAGCAGACUCAUCAGGAGCGGGAGGAAGAAAAUACCAGAGAAUGCUUUCCUGCUCUCAACCCAGAAACUGACACGCAUAUCCUGAACUCACCAAAGAGCAAACGUCGCUCUUCACACAAGCAUACAAGAUCAAAGGUCAUUCCUCAUGUCACCAAAGACCCUGACAAAGAGAACCGUCACCCUUUUGCCCUGUAUGGCUCAGGAGAGAGGCAGACAGAUAUGGCUUCUAAGAAAACCCAUAAUGUUGGUCCUGCAACAUCAACUGCAGAGAUCCAUGAGUCAGCGUUGCGAGCAAAAACCAGAAGGGAGGUGGAAAAACAGAUGAAGAAAUUUGACAAACAAAGAGCCAAAUCUGUUGACUUAGAAAAGAACAUAAAUAAGAUUGUCCCCGAUUUCAACCCCUGGAUGACAGAGUACAUGCGCUGCUUUUCUGCUCGGUCUCGGUAGUAUUACUUUCAGAAAAUGUCUGUGACUAUCUAAACCUCUCAGGCUAAACAACCCAAAACACUCCACGUAAUGACUGGGGCAUCUGUCCAGUUCACUUCCAGUCUUCCAGAAUGGGUCACAAUGAAUUAAACUCAGAUUAUAACUCAAGGUUUUUUAGGGGUUUAUUUACACCAUGGAUAUGUUGCAUUUACUGGUACAUAUCAAACAUGAAAACACAAUCCAUUGAUGCUGCAGGGCAAACUGUCAAACAAUCACAUGCCUUGUUGGUUUGGUAGGUUGCGUAGAUUUACAGGCCAUGAGAUUUACCAGCGUCUCUUUACACUCUUAGCCAAACAAUUAUUUAAAAGUGUUCAGUAAUUGUCAGACAAUUAGAGGCAUAUAAUGUGAUGUGUUGUAAUGUUGUGUAUUAUCUCCAUUGUUUACAUUGAUUAACAUUUAGAGUUAACGUAAAGAAAUCUGUUUUGUAUUUUACAGAUAUUAGUUGCGUCAACAUGAAUCUUUGUGAAGUGUUAAGCAACACUUACUUAAAUAGUCAUUCUAUUAUAUUAAUCUGUUUUCUUUGAUAUGAGCUCUAUUAGAUUUUACUUGUACAUUUGUAAAAAGUCACUGGUAUCCAAAGCAUGAAACAUACACAGCAAAAUGACAAAUCAUGUUUGAAUGAGAUCAUACACAUCAAAGCCAUUCCAGCUGUUCAUCAUCAAGAAUAACUUUCAUUCGGUGUGAUGUUAUUUGGUUUUUAGUAGCACUCAGGUAUUUCGUGUUGUAUUUUACUGUAUGUAACUUAUUUUUUAGGAAUAAUGAGAUUGAGAUAUUUGUACACUAUUUAUAUAAGGAUAUUGAACUGAUUCUGAAUUCAGUAGUUAUAAUUAUUUCAGAUCCACGAGUCAGAAUUGCGAGCAAAAACCAGACAGGAAGUGGAAAAAACAGAUGAAGAAAUCAUUCUUCCAUCAUCUUUAAUGGAAGAAUGCAUGUGUUGUAUGAACAAAUGUACAGGUAUUUUUCCUCAUCGCAUCUUUUUGGUCAGUUCUGGCAUGUAUUAUGCGAAUAGUGUUGGUUUUAGUGUAAAAGUAUUGAAGCCAUAAUGUUUAUUAAAUGAUGUUUAUCAUAAA
Molecule: messenger RNA, 2052 nt
Organism: Megalobrama amblycephala (Wuchang bream)
Lineage: Eukaryota; Metazoa; Chordata; Actinopteri; Cypriniformes; Xenocyprididae
Gene: ccsapb
Product: centriole, cilia and spindle-associated protein b
Exons: 4
Coding region: 155-943 (262 amino acids)
Biological process (GO): regulation of mitotic spindle assembly
Cellular component (GO): centriole; spindle; ciliary basal body
Molecular function (GO): microtubule binding
Source: RefSeq, a predicted model, not a curated record